UUGUGGAUCCUCUUAUCCGAGUCAGAGUCAGCCUCACAAGCAAAAUGAAAAUGCAAUGAAAAUUGCGAAGAUGACAAAGGCAAACUGCGGCCAAGGGAGAGUCAAAGCUGGAAGACGCAGAUUUUGCGAUUGAUGGGCCCGAUGAUCAUAAAAGGACUGUUCAGGAGAUAUCAAAGGUGGAACCCAGUGCAUCCAACGUGCGGUGCGUUUUGGGGUAUGGGACUAGGCAUUGGAUGUGGUGUUGGAUGGGGUCCUGGGUUUGGCCCUGAGGUCAUUGGUUAUGUUGGAGCUGGCUGUGGGAUUGGAUUCAGUGUGGGUAUAACGCUUGCUGGUAUUGGCGUUGGUCUUCCUGCAAAUUUUCUCUUUCAAGUUCCUUACAACGCUUUUCUAACAACCAGAACUGGGGUACUGGAUGUUGCGCGCUCCAGCGUUCUCUUCUCUUCGCAAAUUACACCUGGUCUUCGCUGGAAUACUUUUGCACCCCACUUCUCUGUCCUUCAUAGAGAAGCUACAGCAAGAUUGUCAAUCAUGUUGCCUCUCCACACUAUUUCUAUUUGGGAAGGUGUAGAAAGAUUUAAGCGUCGCUUUUUCCAUCCUCGCAGAGGUUGAAUCUCUUUACAAGGGCAAGAUAGUUUUCUUAUGGUAUGUUAGAAAUCUGGAAAAUUUUCCAGAAACUUUUAGCUUAAGAAAAUUUGUUCUUUAGGGUGCAAUAGAGAAAACACUAUUCAUUUGUAACUCAAUGACUGGGAUAAUUUCAAUCGAUGUGUGUGUGUGUGUGUGUGUGUGAGAGAGAGAGAGAGAGAGAGAGAGAGCAAACACUAAGUCUUUGUUUCUGAAUGACCUAGAUAAUUUCAAUUUAUGAAUCAAAUCAUACCAAGACCAGAAGAUUAGUUUUUUUAUUAUUUGACCAUUCCUUAUGUUGUAAGGGUUUUCACUUAUGAUUUUGGACACUGGUGUGAUGUCAUGCUCGGACAGGUUUGGUUUGGAUUAUCAAAAGGUAAUUUCAUAAGUUCCAGUUUUCUGGAAUUUUGACUGCUGCAUUGCUGUGUGUCUCACAGUUUGAGUAGGAUUAUAGAUUACGUCUUGUAUUAUUUUAAUUAGUGCAGAGUUCCAAAGGUUCUAAAUUCUUUUGUUUUCCAAUUAAUUAUCAAAGUCUCACAGUUUGUCAGCCGCCUACUUUUUCCCUUUAUUUAUGUAUUACGUGACACAGCUGAUAUUAAUGUAGACUUUCCAGUGACUUCUUUUAGCCAUUAAGGUUUGUUUGUCUUCUUGCUAAGUAUACUGGUUUAACCCUAGGUCUGAUUUUGUAAUUUUUUGUCUGAAAUUUGGAUUUUCUACCUAUAAAACUGCAUCUUAAAUAUAAUGACUUAAGGACAAGAUGCCAUGUCUUUGCGAUAGGUUCCAAUGCCAUUGGAUGUGGUGAGAUGAGAUACAAGUAGUUAAGUUGUAUCUCCUAGCUUUGGCUGUACAAUGGAAGAGCUUAGUU
Messenger RNA from Durio zibethinus, 1486 nucleotides. Lineage: Eukaryota; Viridiplantae; Streptophyta; Magnoliopsida; Malvales; Malvaceae. The record is from RefSeq and is a predicted model, not a curated record.